This is a messenger RNA of Leishmania braziliensis MHOM/BR/75/M2904, 303 nucleotides long. RefSeq names its product putative 10 kDa heat shock protein. Gene Ontology annotation, molecular function: metal ion binding; ATP binding; protein folding chaperone. Gene Ontology annotation, cellular component: mitochondrial matrix. The transcript has a single exon. Bases 1 to 303 code for a protein of 100 amino acids. NCBI's taxonomy places the organism in Eukaryota, Euglenozoa, Kinetoplastea, Trypanosomatida, Trypanosomatidae. The record is from RefSeq and is a predicted model, not a curated record.
AUGUUUCGCUUCACCGCCCCCGCCUUGAAGAAGCUGCAGCCGCUGGGCCAGCGCGUGCUGGUGAAGCGCACGCAGGCGGCGAAGCAGACCAAGGCCGGCGUCCUGAUCCCUGAGCAGGUGGCCGGCAAGAUUAACGAGGGCACCGUUGUGGCGGUGGCGACGGGGUCGACGGACUGGACGCCGACGGUGAAGGUGGGCGACAUGGUGUUGCUUCCGGAGUACGGCGGCUCUUCGGUGAAGGUGGAGGGCGAGGAGUUCUUCCUGUACGAGGAGAGCGCGCUGCUUGGCGUGCUGUGUAACUGA